Molecule: messenger RNA, 855 nt
Organism: Rubroshorea leprosula
Lineage: Eukaryota; Viridiplantae; Streptophyta; Magnoliopsida; Malvales; Dipterocarpaceae
Source: the annotation of a GenBank genome assembly
CUACAAACUUUGAAAAAAUGAAAAUUUAUAACAAAUUGCUGAAAAUUUUGCAACAAAUUGAAAACAAGUCCUGAAGCAAAUUGCGAAGCAACAAAUUGAAAAUUCUGCAACAAAUUAAGAUUCCAGGAGCAUUACACAACUAGAAAAUCUACAAUAAAUUGAAAAUUCUGCAACAAAUUGAAAAUUCUGCAACAAAUUGAGAUUCCAAGAGCAUUACCCAACCAGAAAAGAUGAGGAUUUCUGAAAAUUAUGCAACAAAUUGCUGAAAAAUUUAAAACCAAUAAGCUUACUGACAGAUAGAAGGAACAGAGGCGUGAUUAAAUAUAGAGGAGGAAUGGAAACAGUAUUUGGGCAACACCCCUCGGAUGGCCGGUGAAGGUCAAUGGUAGUGGAUGAAGACAGUUGGGUGAAGGCCGGUGAACGAAGACAUGGUGGAGGAGGAAGGGAAAUUCUUUCCAAAAAAGAUCUGCUGCUGCUUGCUGGAUGCCGAUCUGCUGUUGCCGGAUGUCGAUCUGUUAUUGUCGGAUGCCAGACGCUGCUGUCCGAUGCCAGAUGCUGUUGCCGAUGCCGGAUGCUGCUGCCAGAUGCCGAUCUGCUGCUCCCUGUGGUUUCUUCUUCGCCGAACUAAAGAGUGGAGAAGUAGAAUGGAGAACCGAUGGAUGAUGAGGACUGGAGAAUGGAUUUUUCAAUUUUGUUUUGUGGUGAGAUUUGAGAGUUGAAUUGAAAAGUUGAGAUUUUGAGAGUUUGAGUUGAGAUUGAGAAUGAGAGAGUGAGACCAGCAGUGGGAGAAAAAAAAAGGGGAAAAGUUGCAUUGCAGGAGCAAGGAGGAAUUAGCCCGGUGAGUUUACCUGGUUU